Acaulospora morrowiae is the source of this 2333-nucleotide messenger RNA. The record is from the annotation of a GenBank genome assembly. NCBI's taxonomy places the organism in Eukaryota, Fungi, Glomeromycota, Glomeromycetes, Diversisporales, Acaulosporaceae.
UUUCGUCGAUAUAUAUUCCUUCUGACGAAGUUAAAAUUGAAAUCAAAAACAAAGUUAUAAAGACAUUCCCAAACGUAGAUAAAUUUUCAAUUGACCAGCUUGUUUAUGCGCUCCCCUUGAUCUGGGACAUUAAGAUAGAGAAAAGUGACUCUCCAGGCCCACAAAAUGACCUGUAUGUUAAACUGAAGGUGGAGUCCUCUUUUUUCAAAGCACGAUUACCCCGAGUGAAUUAUCAUAAUCCCUUUUAUAAUGAUCCGCAAUUUAAAGAAGCAGUUUCUUUUGUGAAAGAAAAGAUCGAAAAUAAUAUUGGAGACUUAAUCGUGCUUGCCAAAGUUUCGGGUGGUGAAAAAACAACGACAAUGUUUGGAAUAGCUAUACAACGUUGGUCAAUAUAUAUUGAUUUUUUUCCUAGUGCAGGAACGUAUGGCAACCAUGUAGGGAAAGAACUUGGAAUAAUCAAACAUAAACAACCAAAGUUUGAACAGCAUGAUCAGCAAAGUCAUGUAUUUCAUAUGUUGAACUGGGUAAUACUCUCAUAUGGAAUUUUACUUAUAAAGAUGCUCAUCAAGAAAAAUAUUUCGACGCCAAAAGAAUGGUUGUUUGCACAGCUUCGAAUGAACGACUCUAAGAUCCGAAUGAAAUUGGCUCAUGAAAAUUAUAAUGUUUUUAAAGUUGAUGUACUUAUUGAAAGUAUCAAUGCUUGUCUCAAUAUAGAGUCUCUAACCUUAAUAUUUGAUGAGGCGCAAGUCCUAUGUAGAUCUGAAUAUGGUGAAUACAUAGGGAGCUCAGUUCUAAACAAAAAAUGGAAUCUCUUGCAGGCUUAUAUUGAACAUCUUACCCAUCUUCCCGUUACCUGUCUUCUUGCUGGUUUGAAGGACCAUAUUGUGCUAAAGCUUCUCUUCCUUUCACAUAAUGAUGUCCUGCGGAAUCUCAAUGCUGUAAUUGACCUAACAGAUGUUUCACCCAAAAUUCUUAACUUCUUGGGUUAUUUUUUCAAGGAACGACCUUGGAAUUGUACAUCAUUUGUUGGGCUGUUGAUAUCAAAGCAGAUUUUAGUUAAUAGAACGAAAGAUCAAAAAAACCAAGAAAUUAUUGAACUUCUUGAGAAGUGGUAUAAAAUGAUUCGAAUGGACAUGGCAGAAUAUUUGGAAAAUACGUAUAAAUAUUUGGAUGCUAAUAAUCUCAAUCCAAAUAGAGCAAUUAUAGAUAUUCUUAGGCUUCGUGUUUUUUACAAUCAAAAGUACGAAUCAGCCAUAAAGCUUCUUCACCACAGCAUCAUUCCUUGCAAGUCAUCAGAAUGUAUUACUCUUAGAUCUAGUGAACAUACUCCUGAUAUAAUUGAAAUCAACACAUCACUUGAAUUUUACCUCAUCUUUAGCAUAGAACUUUUUCUUAAAAACACAAGAAGAAAAACUUUGGUAGAAGUUUUUAUUGAUGAAAUUAUCAGGCUCGAUGGAAUUCCAUCAAUUGGUAAUGAAUUCGAUUCAAUCUUUAUUACAGCAAUCAUUCAAAAACGUGAGCUUAAUGUGCGAGAGAAACUUAACAGGUGGAAAAAUGAUCAACAAUUUGAUCUUCCUUCAUGGAUCACUUCCACGAUGAAAUUUGUAACAAUUUCAAAUCUAUCAAGAGCAAUCCCUAUAGCCAAAUAUGUUGAAGAUAAAAUCUAUUAUUAUUAUGCAAUCCAACCAGACACCUAUACAGGGUCGGACUUGGUAAUUUCUCUUGUGAAUGAUAAGCAAAAUGUAGUACUGUUAUCAGCAAGCUGUACAGUUUCCGGAAGUCCUAUUGAGCGAGACAAGGUUAAAAGGCAGUUAAUAAAGUCAUGUUUGAAAUUUCAGUAUAUGAAAUACCCAAGGAGAAAAAAUUCUGAAACUGUGGAAUUUUCUCCUUGGAAAAAAAGAACACGUCUCCAAACAGGUCUUGGUGUAAUUCCCGAUGAUACCACAGCCAAUGAUAAUGACUCAGAAAAGGAUGAGGCUGACUUAGAAGAGGAGGAAUAUGGACAAGAUUUAAACUUUGAUGAUGUAGAUUAUAAUUUGAAUUAUACUAAAAAUGUCAAGAAAUACCAGAUAUCUAAGGUUUCUGAGCGUGCAAAGAAUAAUGAAAAAAUCAAAACCUCAACUGAGAAUCAAAAACAUAUUUAUGUUUCAGUGGAACUUCCUCAUAGACGUAGUAAAAGACCAGAAUUGUUUCGGUUCAAUGAAUAUGGGGAUCUUGUAAUUAUUGUUGAUGAUCGUAAUAUGGAGCAUGUUUUUGGACCGUCCAUUAAGGAGCUAGUGGAUAGUCUUAGGUUUGUAUCUUUACACAAUAAGUUGGUAAUAAAUGCAUUAUAA